Messenger RNA from Botrytis byssoidea, 1989 nucleotides. RefSeq lists its product as uncharacterized. Bases 1 to 1989 code for a protein of 662 amino acids. The transcript has 3 exons. Lineage: Eukaryota; Fungi; Ascomycota; Leotiomycetes; Helotiales; Sclerotiniaceae. The record is from RefSeq and is a predicted model, not a curated record.
AUGAUGGUCGACUACGCAAAGUAUCGAGUGGUAGAAUUGAAGGAGGUUCUCAAAGCUCGUCAACUUCGAACUGAUGGCUUGAAAGCUGCUUUGGUGCAACGUUUGACACAAUCAGAUGCUCGUCAUGUUUCCAUCGAGGAGGUGGUCAAUCAAAGAGUCAAAUCGAAUGUAGCCUCUACUGCGCCUCCACCUCCAUCGCAAAAUGGAGCUGUCAACCUGAAUCUUGACAAUCUGCUUCAAACUAUGGAUAAUCUUCAAAACAUACCAGGCUUCACUCUCACAGCAGCGGGUCACACGAUGCUCAACCAAGAGAACAUGCAUGUCUCUGCUCAGAGCCAAAGUACGCAAUCCGCUUUCCCAACGAACAAUUACCCACAAUCCCCUCCAGGCAAUAGUCAUAAUGCUGUUACAUUCAGCGAGAAUGAUUUCAGUGAUGAUGAUUAUCUAGACUUGGACACAAACUACGACUUGCCAAUGUCUCAAACGUCCUUCACCAAUUCUCAGCCGCAAUCUCAGCCUGGCGCGCACAGUCAAAACUUCAUGUCUCCUUCCUCUCAAGCCUAUGGUAUGACUCCACCAGCUUCAAGCUUCCAACAAGGCUAUCGCCCAAUGUCGCAGUCGCAAAAGUCGUAUCUACCGGCAACUCCUACACCACGUCAGCCAUUGGCAAAUAUUUCAAGUAACCAAAUGUCACCACCAUCGUCCGUUGAGGUUGGCCAAAAGGUCUUGGUCUAUGGUCCCUAUUUGACGUUCUAUCAGCUAGAGCAAAUGCAUCCAAAUGGCCAAAAAUUUCAGGAUGAGAAUGCAAAACUUGCACGCAGAAGAUGGUUGGCAAAGUUGGGUAUUGACGUUUCGCCAUACAACUUUGUGUUCACUAAUGAGUCACAAAGAGACAAAGUCGAAAUUCAUUGGGCUUUGAAAUCUCCAGAAGAGCGCCGAGAUAUUGAACAGAAAGCUGUUCAAUUGAAGCCACCCUAUCAACUCACGCAAGCGGUGCCACUACGAUUGGCACCUUUCGCUUUGCGAACACCUGUUCCAAUCAAUUUGAUUGGCCCGAUCCCGCUAUCGUUCUACGAGUUGGAGCAAACAUACUUCAAUAUUCCCCAUGGGAAGAAUUUGGCUUACUAUGACCUUGUUCCAAAACGCUUGGCUUGGCUCGAAGCACUUGGCUUCGACGAUCCCCGAUAUCUACCUCUAGCGCAGAGUACACGAGAACUCCAAGCAUUGAACGAUCUCUAUGAUCAGAAACCAAGCGUUGAGCGAAGAGCCAUCGAAGCUAAGGCAAAGUAUAUCAAUGCUAAGCCCAACCUGCCAGCUGUUUCGUGGGAAACUCUUGAGAAAGACUAUGAGAUCUACCCAGUAAGUGCUUUCACGACAUACACAGCAUAUAGUGACAAACGCCGCGAAUGGCUUCAAAAGUUUGGCCUUGAUGUUAUACCAUUCUGCUACAAAACCGCACAGCUCCAUGAGGGCAAUAUGCAGGGAAUGGAAAUUGCCUGGAGUGAAAUGACUGAGGUUGAAAGUGGUAGAGUUCUGGAGGCGGCGAAAACCAUCAAAGAAGACAGCAAUCCAGUUUUUGAAUCAUGGGCAGAGUUUGAGUAUACAUAUGGCUUUACCAAAGAAAAGGACAAGGAAUUCAAGAAUAACCCUAGCGUCAUCUCAAGCCCUACCGCUCUACAAGCAGCAUGGUCUACAAAGCCCAUUGAAGAGAGAAAGACCAUUAUCAACAAAGCUAAGUGGGAGAAAGAGCGCUUUGUUCGGGAUUUGGCGAGAAAAAAGGCCGAAAAGGCAGGUGGCAAUUACAAACCUCCUCCCAAUGAAGUCAAGAAAACAAGCAAGCGCUCAUCUACAACCAAAUCGUCUAACUCCAGAGUUUCUAAGUCCUCUAGUUAUAGAAACAAUCGAUAUAGUUAUGGUGGCUAUGGCGGCUAUGGCGGAUCAUAUUCUUCGGGUUAUGGAUUUGGAAGAAACAGAUACUCAAGGUACUAG